GGAGUCGUUGGGUUGGAAGGAGAGCGAGUGGAGGGCGAGUUGGUUGGCGGUAAGCUGGCCGAUGCACUAUUGGCCUUAGUUUGAGGUUUCAGGAGCGGGCGGUGGAGAGCGACGCCAGAGCGAUCGUCCCGUCUCCACGGGCAACCGCCCAAACACAAAACUGAGAGACAUCCUAUCCUGUCGACGCGGCAUAGAGAUAGCAGAUUCACCUUCUACCGUGGAUGCUCCCUGACAACACCACGAUCCCGCCGCCAUGCUGGCUCUACGCGACCAGGAGAACUUGGUGCACGCGCACCAGACCACCGCCGCCGCGAAGCCCUUGAAUCAAGGAACUAGAGGAUUACAGCCCAAGACGCCCGGCCUGAGAAACCAGAAGACGCCAUUCAAGAUCCCCCUGAACGACGAGAACAAUGCAGGGCUCUUUGGGAAGAAAGGGAAGGGAAAUGAGAAUCGCAAUGAGAAUACGAUCAAGCCGGGCAAGGAUGCCUUUGUCACCCCGCUGGGGCCUCGCAAUCGUGCACCGCUGGGGAUGAAAACUACCAAUGCCAAAGCCAAAGGACUUCAGACGCCCGCACCGCCUGCGGAGUCCGCCAAGAAGACGAACAAGAGGGGUUCAACGGGUCAGAAAGCGAAGAAGGCAGCUCCGGUUGUGCAGCCAGCAAGGACAGAGCUGCUGGGCAAUCUGACGGAAGAUGAUAUCCCCGAUAUCGAAUAUAUGCCACCCAAGCCGCAAGAGUUGCCUGAUUUUCCUGACGACAUCACUUAUGAUACUACCUUCCCCCAGUUCCAAGGAAAGAAUAUCGCGCUCGGAUGGGAGAGGGUGUACGGGAACGAGGAGGUUGGCCCGGACGGUCUGACCAAGAGGGAGCGUAAAUUUCAGGAAGACUCGAUCGCGUACGACAAGAUGGUGGAUGAAAUGAUCCAGAAGCAGGUGGAUGCCAUGCCAUUGUUGGGAAUCGACGAAUUCCCUGACGAGCCGUGCCUGGAAGAGAUCGAGAAGCAACGAGAAGAGGAGCGUCGUGCGAAAGAGGAGGCCAGCAAGAAAAGGCACACGAGGAGUGUUUCAACCAGGAGCAUUUCGACGGUGAAAUCUCGCGAGGCUGCUGCAGCUCUUUCGCGCCCCUCUUCGUCUCUCUCAAAGGGAAAACCAGCUACUGCGCCGAAAUCGCGGCCAACAUCUGCCCUUAGCACGAGGAGCAAGAAGACUCCGGCCCCCACCAACCCAUCGUCUAUGCGCCAUACUGCCGCUGCCGUCAGCUCCAGGACCACUGUUGGUUAUUCCAAGGGCAGAAGCGUGUCGUCUUCCCUCAAUGGCAAGACCGCCAAAGCCGAGACAACCCGUCCGGCGUCGAGCAGCAUCAUCUCUCCAACCACGUACACGGGACUUUACGGACCUCCUCCCGUAGGCAGCGAAAUGUGGAUGCGCCGCAAGACUGCUGAGUACUGUGCGCCAGAUGAGCCGGAGGAGGAAGUCAACGAGAUUCCCCCCUUCUACGAGGAGGACGAAGAGACGCAGAACUUCCAAUUGACCCUGUAAUAAUCAUUGAUGUGCGACAAUUGCAGAAUGGGUGUUUCGGGGUAUGGCCUGUCUUGGACGAUAUGUUUCAUUAGGUAUACAGUAUUGGGUGGACAUGGUAUUUUUUAUUGCAUCGAGCUUCCUGGGGUGCUCCGGGCGUUUACUGAGCAAGAGCAAGAUGUCACUGGCGUUCCUGGAGGCUACAGGAAAUAGCAACCUUGGGUCCAGCAAGGUAGAUAUCAACAGGGCGAAUAAAUGAUAGCAUGUAUCAAGCUACAAACAAAGCUUUCCCACGGAAUCAG
Paecilomyces variotii is the source of this 1818-nucleotide messenger RNA. RefSeq lists its product as hypothetical. The record is from RefSeq and is a predicted model, not a curated record. The transcript is spliced from 4 exons. NCBI's taxonomy places the organism in Eukaryota, Fungi, Ascomycota, Eurotiomycetes, Eurotiales, Thermoascaceae. The coding region runs from base 254 to 1537 and encodes 427 amino acids.